Messenger RNA from Mirounga angustirostris (Northern elephant seal), 2503 nucleotides. Its product is annotated as mitochondrial adenyl nucleotide antiporter SLC25A24-like. Bases 32 to 592 code for a protein of 186 amino acids. The transcript is spliced from 4 exons. Gene Ontology annotation, cellular component: cytoplasm. The record is from RefSeq and is a predicted model, not a curated record. Gene Ontology annotation, molecular function: calcium ion binding; calcium channel regulator activity. Gene Ontology annotation, biological process: regulation of voltage-gated calcium channel activity. NCBI's taxonomy places the organism in Eukaryota, Metazoa, Chordata, Mammalia, Carnivora, Phocidae.
CCGGAGGAGAGGCGGCCGGGCGGGCCGGGCCAUGCUGCGCUGGCUCCGGGACUUCGUGCUGCCCGCGGUGGCCUGCCAGGAAGACGAUGACUACGUCAACUACGAGAUCCUCUUCCAAGAGCUGGACCGCGACGGGAACGGGCUGGUGGACAUCGUGGAGCUCCAGGAGGGGCUGAAAAACUGGGGCUCCUCAUUUGGUCUGAACUCCGAGAAUGACAUUUUUAAAGCUGGAGAUACCAAUGAGGAUUCAAGAUUGGACUUUGGAGAAUUUUUGCAGUACCUUAAAGACCACGAGAAAAAAAUGAGGCUGGCAUUUAAUAGUCUGGACAAAAAUAAUGAUGGAAUAAUAGAAACUUCAGAAAUAAUUGCUGCUUUGAAAUCACUGGGUAUAAAUAUUUCUGAAGCUCAGUCAAAAAAAAUUCUACAAAGCAUUGAUAGUGAUGGAACAAUGACAGUAGACUGGGAUGAAUGGAAGUACUACUUUUUACUUCAUCCUGCAACAAAUAUUGAUGAAAUUGCUAGUUUCUGGAAGCAUUCUACUGUAAGAUUGCUUUGUAUUUUAAUCUAUUUUUAUUUUGUCACAAUGUCAUAGCUGUUAUUAUGAUUACAUAACCUCUAUAAUACUUCCAGCCUCAGUGGCUAAAAUAACAAUAUUCUCUCCUUAUAAUGUUCUAAUUGAGCAACGGGUAUUAGUAUUAAAUGUACAAACAUAGCUACUACAAUUUCUUUGUUUACUAAAACCUAGAACUUAAAGUAUAUACUCAUCUACUGAAAGGGCCUACUUUGUGUUGAGAAUAAAUUACUCUAAUAUAGUUAACUGUCCUAGGAAAGUGGAAAAAUAAUAUACUUUUCUUUUUUCACAGAGUAUAUCAGAGAUGAUAUACUCACUUAGCUUUCUGUCAUGGGAAAUGUAAAGUCAAAGAUUAAGAUUCAAAAUUUCAGAAUCAGAAAGGAUCAAAUAUAUAAUCUACCUGUUCUUUUUAUGUAAGGACUUGACUCAGAGUUGUGAGGUUUUUUAAUCAAAAACUUGUUUUUUCUUUUUUAGAUCUCGAUGCAGGGGGUUAAGUUAAUCAUUUAUUCAUGGCAUACUAUUUGCAUCCUCUUCUUCAUAGACAAUAUAGGGGAGGACAAAGCAUAGGCUUCAGAGUCAGAUGUCUAGGGUUGAAUUUCACUUCUGCCACCCACUAGCUUUAUAAUCCCUCUGUGCCUCAGUUUUCUCAGUUAUAUACUGGGGAUAAUAAUGGUAAGAGUUUUGAGAAUUAAAUUAAUACAUUAGUUAGUGAAUUUAGAAAAGGGCUGGGCAGGUAAUAUAUGUCUUCAAUAAAUGUUACUUAUUAUGAUAGGCACUUAUAUUAAUAUGUGUAGUCUGUGUCUUGGAUAUGUAUAUAUUCUUAGGAAUCAUGUAGUGUUUCGUGUGUGUGUGUGUGUAUUUAAUUUACAUAGGUAGUAUUCUGCUAAAGUCCACAACUGAUUUCUUGCUUUGUUCACUCGGUGUUAUGAUUUUAAGAUUUGUCCUUGUUGUUAUGCAUUCAUCUAGUUUAUUGCUUCUAACCACUACAUGGUAUACAUUUAACACAUCUUCUUUAUCCAUUUCCCUAGUAAUAGACAUCUAGAUCUUCUCCAACUUCAUCCAAAAAACAAAAAAACCAAAACCAAACAAACAAAAAAACUUUCCUCUUUUGCACUUUAGAGAAUUUCACCUGGAUUUCUGAGUCAAAACGAAUAUGCAUUUGCAAUUUUACAGAGGUUAUCCAGUCUUAAUUCUAUGAAAGAUAGCCAUGUUAUUUCCCAAAUGACUUUUUAUACCAGCUUACAUUGCCACCAGCAAUGCAUGAAUAUUGCUUGGUAUUAUCCAAUUUUCUAAUAUUUUCCACUCUGUUGGGUAUAGAGUGGUAUCUUGUCUUAAUGGGCAUUUCUAACUUGUCUUCAUAGAAAUACUAGAGAUUCACAUGUUCUUGUCUACAAAUUGUCUAUUUUUAUCUUUGUCUAUUUUUUCAAGAUUUUUUGAGGCAGAAUUGACAUACAACAUUGUGUAAGUUAAGGUGUACAACAUGAUAUCUGAUACACGUAUGUAUUGUGAAACGAUUGUCACAUUUCCCUCCAUAACCCUCACAUAAUUACCAUUUCUUUUUUGUGGUGAGAACAUUUAAGAUUUACUCUCUUAGCAACUUUCAGGUAUAUAAUACAUUAUUAACUGUAAUCACCAUGCUGUUGUACAUUUGGUCCCCAGAACUUAUUCACCUCAUAACCAGAGGUUUUUGUCCUAGACCAACAUCUUCCCAUUUCCCUCAUUUCCCAGCUCUUGGCAACCACCAUUCUACUCUGUUUCUAUGAAUUUGCCUUUUUUUAGAUUCCAUAUUUAAGUGAUACUGUACAGUGUUUUUCUUUCUCUGUUUGACUUAUUUCAUUUAGCAUAAUGUCCUUGAGGUCCAUCCAUAUUGUUGCAAAUAGCAGGAUUUUCUUCUUUCUAAUGGCUGAAUAAUAAACCAUUGUGUAUAUAUAC